Molecule: messenger RNA, 2403 nt
Organism: Anolis sagrei ordinatus
Lineage: Eukaryota; Metazoa; Chordata; Lepidosauria; Squamata; Anolidae
Gene: PTTG1IP2
Product: PTTG1IP family member 2
Biological process (GO): protein import into nucleus
Cellular component (GO): cytoplasm; nucleus
Source: RefSeq, a predicted model, not a curated record
CCAAAGAGGAAACUGAAUUUGCCCCUAAAGACGGUGCGGGUCCUCCGGAGUGUAGUGGGAGUGCGCAUGCGCCAAAGAGGAAGAGCCGGCGCUGAAAUUGCACCUGACUCUGAGCGAGGAGAGUGCGCAUGCGCCAAGGAGGACUCUAAUGGCGCUUUGAGUUCUGAGGGGAAGAGAGUAAGGCGACGAGUGGAGGGAGAAGAAAAGAUGGAGGGCGGGGCAGUGGCCUCGGGAUGGCUGCGAUGGCAGCGGCUGUGGGCCCUCUUCCUGCCCUUCUCCUUCUUCCUCUGGAGCAGCUCGGUAAUAGGGAUGGAGACCAGUGCCUCACCGUCGCCGGCUCCCGUUUUGUCAUGUAAUGCUUUUGUCAAAAAGACUUGCGAAGAAUGCGUGAAAAACACUAAAUGUCUUUGGUGCAGUGAAAACGCAACUUGUAUGGACUACCCUGUAAGCAAACUUAUUCCACCAUCUUCAUUGUGUGAACUUAGAAAGUCUUAUUGGGGAAUAUGCUUAGUCAACUUUGAGGCCAUAGUCAUUACCAUAGGUGUGGUAGCAGGCCUUCUUCUGAUUUUUAUGCUGUGCUGCUGCUGUUAUUGCUGUCGCAGAUGUUGCAAGUGUCAUCCUAACAGGGAAAUAUCUGAAGAAGAAGAAAGAUUUAUCAGAGAUCGGGAAGAAAAAAGAAUGCAGUCCCUUCAACGGAAACAUGAAAGGAAAGUGAAGCAUGACGAGAUACGCAAGAAAUAUGGUCUCCUUCCGGAUUCUGACCAUCCAUACAGCAGAUAUGAGAAUGAAUGAAAAGGAAGAAGCUGCUGUGCCUUGUUAAGGAUGACAAAAAUGUCACAGUCACUUUCUGCUUCAGUGUUUAGGCCUUCAGAUAGGUACAUACAUGCUCAAUAGUAUGUGGUUUUUUUAAAAAUAGCACUUAUAUUUAUUUUGUUAACAAUACAGCAAAGAUUUUUUUUCCUCUCAACUUUUUCUUUAAUAGAAUACGAGUUGAGGUAUGCAAGCAGCAAUCAUGUCAUUUCUCCCUAAUGUUGUAACAUUUUAUAAAACAACAGUUAUUAUUUCCACAGUGCUAAAUAAAGAUGCUGUUCUAAUCCGUGUCAAGUAAGUGUUGCCAAGUAUUUACUGCUACAGAUGUGUGAUAUCAAGUGAUGACAAAUAAUUCCAGCCUACACCACCUUCGAGAUUGGGUUAGAAAAUGAGAGGUGUUUGUGAAAAUGACAAUGUACGGUAUCCAGCUUGGCUCUGCUAACAAAACCACGUGGUUCCUGAUGUUACUUAAAUAGUCAGUAGUUGCUGUACCUUCAUAGCUUUCCGGGUGCAUGGAAAUGGGGAAUCAGUUCCAAAAUCCUAUAGAGCAGUGGUUCCCAAAUUCGCCUCUGCUCUGUUUUUUGGACUUCAUCUCCCAAGAAUUCCUGGUAGUGGACCAAUGUGACUGGAGCUUUCUUGAAGUGCAAAACAUUUGAAGACCAAAGUUUGUGUGAUUCUCUAUAGCAGUGUCCAUCCAAAAUGGCAUUUCUGAUUUUGUUGCAAAGGGUGGAUGUGGUCUGCUGUGGUCCAAAGUGUGUGAAAAAAAAUAGUGACCAGGCCCUUGUACUCUUCUAGUCCUGCUUGCAGCUUGGGCCAUUAGGACUCUCAGCUUAUUUUGUGUGGACAAAACGAUUGUGGCUCAGAAGAUGGCUGCUCUGAAGACAGAAAGAUGGAAAGCUUUUCAAUGUCAUGUCCAGAAUUGUGACUUUAGUUUGCCCAGAUUUUGACCAAUAGAUACUCAACCAUUAUUGAUACAUGUAUCCUAGUUUUUCUGUGCUGUGUAUGUUUAUUAGUUACUGUGAAAACCUUCAGGAAAACUGAGUUUGUAAAAGGAUGGCAUUGUUUUUUGAAACAUGUACAUCUAAAAUGGGUGUUGUGUGCUCAGUCAUGUGUUUUUUGAAAUGCACUGUGUCAGAAUCAGUGGCAAAUAUAAACCCAAAAUGAUUAAUGCAUUUGAAUCAAGAAUAGAAGCCAUGCAGGCAAAUGUUGGGGUCUCAAAAGGCCUAAAUAACAAUGUUGAGAAAAGCUACAGUCAACAAUAUUUGGAGAGCUGCUUGCUUCUGACUUCUACUUUAAAUGCAUGAAUCAUUUUGGGUUUGUUUUUACAUUCGUUGUGUUUCAUAUAUACUGCAGAAACGUUUGUGUCGAACAUGAACUCCGUCUUGAAGAUACAGAAAGAAAUAUUGUUGAGAACUAGAUUUUAAUAAAAGGCUCUUAGCAAUAUAAGCAUAUAUUGGAGGCAGUAUUGUUAGCUUCCUUGAAAUUCUUUCCAAGACUGUUAAGAAACUUACAUAAUCAGAUUCUUUGUCAUGUCUUACUCGUUGUUAAAAUUAUCAUGUCAUUUAUUAAAAUUUUCUAAUAAUAUACAAGGCA